Messenger RNA from Drosophila obscura, 1560 nucleotides. Its product is annotated as isovaleryl-CoA dehydrogenase, mitochondrial. Lineage: Eukaryota; Metazoa; Arthropoda; Insecta; Diptera; Drosophilidae. The record is from RefSeq and is a predicted model, not a curated record. Gene Ontology annotation, biological process: L-leucine catabolic process. Gene Ontology annotation, molecular function: 3-methylbutanoyl-CoA dehydrogenase activity; flavin adenine dinucleotide binding. The transcript has 3 exons. Gene Ontology annotation, cellular component: mitochondrion. Bases 94 to 1356 code for a protein of 420 amino acids.
UCUAUUAAGAUCGACAAAACAGCAACAGCUGAUCGGAGGAGGGGUUAGAUAAUAGUUUAUGGUUCCAUAUUGAUUGCAAAAAACAACGCGAAGAUGGCCCUGAGAUUUGUGGCGAAAUCCUGCAGAUUUUUGCUGCAGCACGGCGAUCGCCAGCUGUCCCACACCCGAACUCUUGCCCAUUAUCCUGUCAACGAUGCCAUGUUCGGGCUGGACGAGGAUCGGCAAAAGUUGCGCGAGGUCGCUUUCAAUUUCUUCCAGAAGGAGCUCGCGCCCUACGCCAAAGAGAUUGACAAACUGGACAACUUCAAGGAUAUGCGUCCAUUCUGGAGGAAACUUGGCGAUCUUGGGUUCCUGGGUAUCACAGCGGAGCCAGACUUUGGCGGCACUGGUGGCAGCUACCUCGACCACUGCAUCAUCAUGGAGGAGUUUUCGCGUGCGGCUGGCGGCGUGGCCCUGUCCUAUGGAGCACAUUCCAAUCUGUGCAUUAAUCAGCUCACCAAAAAUGGAACAGCCGAACAGAAGGAGCAAUAUCUACCGAAGCUGUGCAAUGGUGAGCACAUUGGAGGUUUGGCCAUGUCCGAACCCGGGGCCGGUUCCGAUGUUGUGUCCAUGAAGCUGCGCGCCGAACGCAAGGGCGACUACUACGUUCUUAACGGAAGUAAAUUCUGGAUCACCAACGGAUCCGAUGCGGAUACCCUGAUUGUGUACGCCAAGACAGGAGGCAGCGGUGUCGCAGACAAGCAUAGCAUUACCGCCUUCAUUGUGGAGACCGCCUGGGAGGGCUUCAGUGUGGCACAAAAACUGGACAAGCUUGGUAUGCGUGGCAGCAGCACCUGUGAGCUGGUCUUCCAGGAUCUAAAAGUGCCCGCCAAGAAUAUCCUGGGCAAGGAGAACAAGGGUGUCUAUGUGCUGAUGUCUGGACUGGACUUUGAGCGCCUCGUGCUGGCCGCCGGACCAGUGGGCCUCAUGCAGGCCGCCUGCGACGUAGCCUUCGACUAUGCUCAUCAGCGCAAGCAAAUGAACCAGUUAAUCGGCGAGUUUCAGCUCCUUCAGGGCAAGAUGGCUGACAUGUACUCCACUCUGAGCGCCUGUCGCAGCUAUCUCUACACUGUGGCCAGAUCUAGCGAUGCCGGAAACCGCAGCCCCAAGGACUGCGCUGGCGUCAUCUUGUACUGCGCCGAGAAGGCAACCCAAGUGGCGCUGGAUGCCAUUCAGAUCCUCGGAGGCAACGGCUACAUCAACGAUAAUCCAACGGGUCGCAUUUUGCGCGAUGCCAAGCUCUACGAGAUUGGGGCCGGCACCUCUGAGAUCAGACGCUGGCUAAUUGGACGCCAGCUAAACCAGGAAUACAAGUAACGCCUGCACUAUAAACUUUAAUAUGGAGCCAGAAACGCAUUUACGAUUAGGAUGGAAUUGGUGCAAUCUUAUGUGAAUUACGACCUGACAAGACUAUUACUUGCAUUUAUUACACAUUUUAAUGAAUUUUAUAUAUUUUGUAUACAAUAUACUCGAGUUUUAUGUGCCUUUAAAAAAAUAUACUAAGUGAGCUUUAAUGGUGUA